Colletotrichum graminicola M1.001 is the source of this 660-nucleotide messenger RNA. RefSeq lists its product as uncharacterized. The transcript is spliced from 2 exons. The record is from RefSeq and is a predicted model, not a curated record. The coding region runs from base 1 to 660 and encodes 219 amino acids. Lineage: Eukaryota; Fungi; Ascomycota; Sordariomycetes; Glomerellales; Glomerellaceae.
AUGCCUCGACCAAAAGUGUUGCAGUGGCUUUCGGGCUCUGCGUACGUCCCAUUGUCAAACCACGAACGCGAUGAACGAGAUGCUGGUAUAGCCUACAAAGAUGAAGAUGCGGCGGCUACGGAACGAGCUCAUCCCGGGUUGUCGCCAAGACUAGCUACGGGCGAAGUCACCGCCCCACCAGGAUUUCUCGCCUCGUGUGGCUCAACACCUACAGAGGCGAAAGCCCGUAACUGCAUCUUCGAACAGCAACUUGGGGCCUGGGUACAUCCAACCUGCGCUUGGCAGGAGAUUGUCCACGAGUUUCGUGAGGUGGUCGGGGACAUAUAUGUCGGCUGGUCUUGGUACUGGGAUACCGAUCUGAAGCGUGAGGUGGCUGCAGCCGACGUCCCGAAACUCCAGAACGGCAACUUCUCCGUCACAUACACCACUUUUCCCCGAGCGCACGACCUGCAUUGCUUGUAUUGCUGGCGAAAAGUAGAAUACGCAAUCGAGCACGGUGUUAAGUGGAUAGACGCCCGGUGUCAUCAGUUCUGGCACACGAAGCACUGCGUUACUCUCAUCGCAGAGACGUUGACAGGCCAGGGCGAGCAGCAUCGGGCAUUAACAUAUCCUUUGUUGUUUCACGACUGUGUUCCACUCACUUCGACGAUAGAGUCAUGA